Acanthosepion pharaonis is the source of this 1068-nucleotide messenger RNA. The record is from the annotation of a GenBank genome assembly. NCBI's taxonomy places the organism in Eukaryota, Metazoa, Mollusca, Cephalopoda, Sepiida, Sepiidae.
AUGGGUUAUUUAAUGCCGACAAGAUUUUUAUUGCUGGUAAUAUUUUUUUUAUCUAUCUAUCUAUCUAUCUAUCUAUCUAUCUAUCUAUCUAUCUCAAUUUUUAUUGCUGGUAAUAUUUUUUAUCUAUCUAUCUAUCUAUCUAUCUAUCUAUCUAUCUAUCUAUCUAUCUAUCUAUCUCAGUAUAUAUUGUGCCUGACAGCAUAUUUACAUAUGGUUUUUUUGUUUUCUAUUCAACAUUUGCACAAAUUACAUCUAUAUGUCUAUCUUCACCUUUUCAUAUCUAUCUAUCUAUCUAUCUAUCUAUCUAUCUAUCUAUCUAUCUAUCUAUCUAUUUCAAGUUUUGUUCAUAAUAUCUAUCUAUCUAUUUAUCUAUCUAUUGUUCAUAUAAUAUCUUUCUUUCCGAUUUUUCAAAUUUUCUAUAUAUCUAUCUAUCUAUCUAUCUAUCUUCUAUCUAUCUAUCUAUCUAUCUUUUUAUUUUUCUUUCUUUUUUUUUCUUUCUUUCUUUUUUUCUUUCUUUUUUUUGUUCUAUUUUAUAUAUUUUCAUUUCAAAAAUUCAUAAUUCUAUCUAUCUAUCUAUCUAUUUUAUAUAUCUAUCUAUCUAUCUAUGUUCAUAAUAUCUGUCAACCUCCGCUUUUUCAAAUAUAUCUAUCUAUCUAUCUAUCUAUCUAUCUAUCUAUCUAUCUAUCUCCGCCUUUUCUUUCUUUUUUUCUUUUUUCUUUCUUUCUUUCUUUCUUUCUUUCUUUCUAUUUCAGUCUGUUUAUAAUAUCUAUCUAUCUAUCUAUCUAUCUAUCUAUCUAUCUAUCUAUCUAUCUAUCUAUCUAUCUUCUCCUUUCUUUAAAAAUAAAUCUAUCUAUCUAUCUAUUUGUCAUUUUCACAUCCGUCCAUCCGAGCCAUUAUCUAUCUAUCUAUCUAUCUAUCUAUCUAUCUAUCUAUCACAUCCGUCCAUCCGAACCAUUAUCUAUCUAUCUAUCUAUCUAUCUAUCUAUCUAUCACAUCCGUCCAUCCGAACCAUUAUCUAUCUAUCUAUCUAUCUAUAUAUCUAUCUAUCUAUCUAUGUCUGAGCAUUGA